AUGGUCAAGACUGAUGAAGCCAAGAUGGUAUUCAGAACAAAGAUUUCUCCCCAUAACAGCUGGGAGCCUGGAGUGACCAUUGCUUCUAUGGAAGAACUACCCGACAAACCGCUUCUUGGAAUGGAGCGACCCUCCUCUCUUCAGUACACCUUCCACCAGUCAGUCUUUUACACCAUUUUCUUUCAACACAAUGAUGGUCGCUUGGAGGAAGCACUCAAUACUGGUGCUGAAAUGAUGGGCUGGUCCACCACCGGAGAAUGUCUCUGGAAAUUCCCGGAGCUCAUCACGCUUCUCCAUUCUCGGCGCCCUCUUGCCUCAUAUCCGCCAUACAACCAGCUGGCGUCAUUUAUCCGGGAAUUCACCGUCGAAUACAAGUCACACCUCGAUUCGCCGGAUCUUUUGCUGGUCCGCCAGAACAGCGCCAUGAUUCGACUAUACCACGCGGGCUGUACUUUGCUUAUCGACAUGUAUCGCGUGCAGGAAGGCGACUUCCCUUCUUAUGGAGAGCUCAUUGAUUUCCUUAUAGAUAGUGGCGAUGACAGCUUCAAGGUACUCCUGAAGAGCGAUGAUGGCCAGUACAGAACCCUGCUGGUAAAGUCAAUCGAUGAUCUUCACUCGACUGCGAGUCCCACGGCCCAAGUGGAGCCAGGAAAAAUGCCAGGGAAUGACGGUGCUUUCGAUCAAAUUUGCGACCAUUUAGGUUCCUCCACUACCGAUUUAACCACCGAAAAGUCAUAA
This is a messenger RNA of Exophiala oligosperma, 738 nucleotides long. RefSeq lists its product as uncharacterized. NCBI's taxonomy places the organism in Eukaryota, Fungi, Ascomycota, Eurotiomycetes, Chaetothyriales, Herpotrichiellaceae. The transcript has a single exon. Bases 1 to 738 code for a protein of 245 amino acids. The record is from RefSeq and is a predicted model, not a curated record.